Mycena indigotica is the source of this 588-nucleotide messenger RNA. RefSeq lists its product as uncharacterized. NCBI's taxonomy places the organism in Eukaryota, Fungi, Basidiomycota, Agaricomycetes, Agaricales, Mycenaceae. Bases 1 to 588 code for a protein of 195 amino acids. The record is from RefSeq and is a predicted model, not a curated record. The transcript has a single exon.
AUGGUUAUCCCAGCAGUUUCCACGGGCUCGUCUUCGGAUGCCGAGUCUCUCAAUGCCGGACUGGGAUUAACCAACAUGCCCACGGCGAACAACGAAUCGGUGAUGGCCCAAGCUACUCGAAAGGGGGUCAACGCAAAGACUAAGAAGCGAAAUGAAGCUCCCUACAUCGAUCUCUCCUGCGUCGCCGAGAAGGGCAAACGCACCAAGCAGAAGGUCGUGGCUCGAAUCCGCUCUUAUAGUCGCAGGCAGACAACAGAGCCUCCAUCACCUGAGCGGUGUUCUGGCGAGAGAGAGCUUUCACCCACUCGUGCCACCUACAAAGCCAACCGAAACCAUCAAACUAAGACAUGGCCUCAGCGUUCGAUUGAUGACUCGGAGCCUUUCCUUCACUUGAUCUUCCAAGAUGCGGAUGAUCAUGAUGGACCUACACCACGAGCCCUCGUGCGAACGGAAAGCGUCGACCUCGUUGCCAUACUUGAUGCUCAGGCUCAGGCCGCGCACAAGCGCAAACACGCAGAUUCUGACUGCGAAGACACAGAACCCGAAGAUGAUGAUGAAAAGCGCUACACGAAGGUUGCGAGAAAGUGA